AUGGGCACGGUGCUGUCCAUCUCCCCCUCAUUAGGGAGGGAACACAGACUGAUUGAAGAAGAAGAAACCAGGAUUAGAAGCCUAAGCAAACCAAGGGUAAUCAUUUCGACUUUUGCGUUAAAGCUGGUCAAGCAUAAAAAUGGCAUAAAGGUGAACCCACAUCCUGUACAAGCUCAGACGGAUGUAAAGAAAUGCACAGAUAAAACUAAGAAUAAAACUGAGAACCUGGAUGUGGUUCCAUCUCAAAGGCUGGAACAACGGGAACCUCCAGUCGAAAAGCAGAUCAACCAGACGGAGAAGCAACAAAGCCAGCAGGUCAUCACGUCUCCGGUUCACGUCAUCGUCCAAGCAUCCUCCUGCGAACUUCUGCUCUGUUUGGGUCGAUUCAUUCGGUCUCGGUGCCUUAAAAUCACGGAUCUAACCGCGAACGAGGUGAUCGCUUGGUUCAGAAAUGUAGACCGAUCUCUUUUGUUGCAAGGCUGGCAGGAACAAGGUUUCAUCACCGCACCUAGCCUGGUCUUCGUCUACUUGCUUUGCAGGGAAACUGUCAGCAAAGACAUCGAGAGUCCAGUCGAGCUCCACGGUGUGUUUCUGACCUGCCUGUACCUCACCUACUCUUACCUGGGGAAUGAAAUUUCCUACCCGCUCACACCCUUCAUUGCAGAAGGUAAUAAGGACGUGUUCUGGCAGCAGGCCCUGAAUAUCAUCGAUAAGCUCAGUUCCAAAAUGCUCAGGAUUCAUAUGGACCAGCGUUUCUUUGUAGAGGUUUUCCAAGAACUCAAAAGCGAAGGGGAGGUAAAGAAAGGUGGUGAUAAGAACCACUGA
Messenger RNA from Trichomycterus rosablanca, 825 nucleotides. It is a transcript of the gene cdk5r2b, whose product is annotated as cyclin dependent kinase 5, regulatory subunit 2b (p39). Gene Ontology annotation, biological process: brain development; axon guidance. The transcript has a single exon. Gene Ontology annotation, cellular component: growth cone; cytoplasm; protein kinase 5 complex. Gene Ontology annotation, molecular function: protein kinase binding; cyclin-dependent protein serine/threonine kinase activator activity. Lineage: Eukaryota; Metazoa; Chordata; Actinopteri; Siluriformes; Trichomycteridae. The coding region runs from base 1 to 825 and encodes 274 amino acids. The record is from RefSeq and is a predicted model, not a curated record.